Seminavis robusta is the source of this 648-nucleotide messenger RNA. The record is from the annotation of a GenBank genome assembly. Lineage: Eukaryota; Bacillariophyta; Bacillariophyceae; Naviculales; Naviculaceae.
AUGGGUGACUAUGAAGGUGCUUUGUCAAAGCACAAGAAUCUUGCCAUUGAUUGUCAGUACAUGGCAAGAAUCAUCCAUCAGUGGCAACCAUCUACAACAACAUUGGGAUCGUCCUGGGCAAGAUCGGUGACUAUGAAGGCGCUUUGGCAAAGUACAAGGAAGCUCUUGCCAUUCGAUUGUCAGCAUUGGGCAAAGAAUCAUCCAUCUGUGGCAACCACCUACAACAACAUUGCACUGGUGCUGAAUGAAUCGGGUGACUAUGAAGGUGCUUUGGCAAAGUAUGAGGAAGCUCUUGCCAUUCAAUUGUCGGCAUUGGGCAAGAAUCAUCCUGAUUUGGCAGCCACCUACAACAACAUUGGCUGUGUUCUGCAGAAAAUGGGUGACUAUGAAGGUGCUUUGACAAACCACAUGGAGGCUCUUGGCAGUCGACUGUCCGUGAUGGGAAAGAAUCAUCCUGAUACUGCCCAGUCCUAUCACAACAUUGGCUGUGUUUUGUAUAGCAUGGGUGACCAUUCUGGAGCGUUGUUGAAAUUUGAAGAGUGCCUUGCUAUCUGGGAGCCGGUAUUGGGAGCAGAUCACCCCAAUACAAAGACUUGCAUGGAAAGCUUUGAACUCGUCAAGACGGGCAUUGCUUCCUGUGGAGCUUAA